AUGGUGGUUAUGGUGCCUGCAGCCCCGGCUGCGGUAGUCCACAAGCCUUCCCCAGCCAAGUGCAAACAUGUGGCUGUUGAAGUUACCCACUAUCACCACCACCACCAUUUCGACCUCAACCUCGACAUCAGCGCCAUCCCCCGGUCUCUCGCUAGAGAUUCUCCCCUACUAGCAUUAGCGCAGAGGGCUAACUCUCAGAAAUUCCCUUCCCCGGAUCGGGUCCCGGAAAAUGCUGCUGUUCCUUCAGAAGUACCUUGGCUAUCAUACAUGAGUACCCCGAACCAACAAUCCCGUCGUCCAUCCUCAUCCGGUGGAGCUAGUGGUAGCUAUCUAGCCCCUCCGGAUGCUGCAAAUAACGACCCCAAUCCGCCCACUGUCGCACCUUUCUCAAAAUCGCCCUCGCCGUCCGAACGAGCAUCGUACCAUCAAGUCUUCCAGAAAUCGCCCUUGCUGGUCAGCACCCCACCACAAGUUACAAAAGCGCUUUCGCAGGUUUAUCCAUAUGCCAAAUUUGCGAAUCAAUUCGCGGGACUGUUAACCUGGACGACAGAAGAUCCUUGGGAGAGCUUUCUGUUGGUAGCCGCGUUCUGGGCUGUUACGCUUUAUGGCGACCUUGUGAUAAAAUGGUUUGGAAACAUUCUUAUAGUGCUGGUUCUGGCACUGGGCAUGUUCGCCCGUAAUCAGACUCGAAAGGACGAACACCCUUCUCUCGACGAUAUCCUGGAUACCCUUCAACUGCUAUCUGCUCGCCUCGCGGUCCUCACAGAUCCUUUCUCAAGCCUUGCCGCUUUCUUAUCCGUUGGCCAAUCUCCCACAACUGCCACUAUGGGGCCUACUCUAAUCACCCUCUUCAUCCGAAUCCUCUUCGUCUCUCCGAUCUGGAUAACUCUUUGUUCUUCACCGUUCCGUAUAAUUACCCCACGUAGAGUCGUCAUGUUUGUAGGAACAACAUUCCUAUCGUGGCACUCCCGUCCAGCCCGUGUGACCCGUACAAUCCUCUGGCGCUCAGCAAUGAUCCGUGACAUCUGCGAAAGAAUCACAGGUCUUAACUUAACACCGCAGGAGGCUCCAGAGCCGCCACCUCUGCCACCAAGGGCUAAUGCUCUGAGCAGAAAGGGAUCUGACGAUAAAUCAGGUGCUCAUAAGCGAACACCUUCAUCAGUCGUAGCAUCACAUUUUAUGAAUAAAUCGUCUCCAUUGGGUAAUCUGAAUCAAAACCGUGGAACUGCACCAGGUGUUAGGUUUACCUUCUCUAUAUAUGAGAAUCAGAGACGAUGGUUAGGGGUCGGGUGGACUUCGAGUUUGUUUGCAUAUGAGAGGCCGGCGUGGACGGAUGAGCAUUUGAGUGCCUGCCCGCCAGUGGAAGACUUUUACUUACCUGAAGCGAAGAAUGGGAUGAAGUGGCGGUGGGUGGAGUCACAGAAAUGGCAGGUUGAAGGUGAAGAGGAUGGGAAGAAGGCAGGGAACGGAUGGGUCUAUUAUGAUAAUAAGUGGAGGAAUGGAAAGAGGGGAGUAGAUAGUUGGAGUGCGUAUACGAGACGAAGAAGGUGGUAUCGUAACGCAGAGCUGGUCGAAGAUGACGCAGAAGAUGAUGACACGGGCACGGAAAGCAUCGCUACAACGAAUAACACUUCUGCGACAAAUGAGACUACAAUCACGGAGACUGAAGAGGCUCCGAGUAAGUAG
Messenger RNA from Orbilia oligospora ATCC 24927, 1686 nucleotides. RefSeq lists its product as uncharacterized. Gene Ontology annotation, biological process: peroxisome organization. The coding region runs from base 1 to 1686 and encodes 561 amino acids. NCBI's taxonomy places the organism in Eukaryota, Fungi, Ascomycota, Orbiliomycetes, Orbiliales, Orbiliaceae. Gene Ontology annotation, cellular component: peroxisomal membrane. The record is from RefSeq and is a predicted model, not a curated record. The transcript has 4 exons.